AUGGGGAUAAAAGGAUAUGGUACCGGGAGUAUCGGUAACAUUGACUCAGUUGCUUAUGCAGGAACUGUUGGUGCUAUAGAUGUUGCUACGGGUUCUGAUACAGUUGCUGCUGCUAAUGGUGCUGCUAAUGGGAUUACGGGAUUUCAAAUUAAAAUCUUCGAUAACCUUUUUGAACACAGCAAUUCUUGCGAAGAGCUGUCAAGGGCAAAUAACAGUUUUGCAAUUGCUUGGACGGUUGAUUCGGCUUCCUCCACAAAAAUAUAUGCUCUUGCUGAAUGUUGGCUGUCUCUUACUUCUGAAGGCUGCCAAACAUGUCUGGAGCAGGCCCAGAAUCAUAUAGGCAUAUGUCUUCCGUCUAAGCAAGGUCAAGUCCUCGAAGCCGGCUGCUAUUUGCGAUACGACACGAAAUCUUUCUUUUCUCUCAAUGGCCUUGCAGCUACAAACACAGACCAACGCGGAGGAUCAAAAUCGAAGACUGUGUGCAUUACUGUUGGAAUUACUGGGGGAUCAGUUGUCGUAAUAGUGGCCGCUUACUUUGCCUAUUUCAAACCCAGACAACCCAUUUUUGUGAGUGAAGGGCGGGACACAGACCAGCCAGGUGAUUUCCGCCGUAAUUUCACAAACGAGGAACCAAAUUUUGGGGAAAAAGCUGUGAGGUUUGAUUACGAACAGCUUAGACAGGCAACUAGAAAUUUUGAUUACAAGAAUAAGAUUGGUGAAGGAGGCUUCGGCCAGGUUUAUAAGGGAACACUGCACAGCGGGAAGGAGAUAGCUGUAAAGAGGCUAUUUGCGAGUGAGUCGAACAAAGUCAUAAACGAUUUCUGGACAGAAAUUGAGGUUAUCAGCAGUGUCUCUCACCGGAAUCUAGUUACAUUGCUGGGAUGCUGUACGCUACAACACCAGAGGUUUCUCGUGUUCGAAUACAUGGCGAAUCGAAGCCUCGAUAAGCAUCUCUUUGGUAAAGGAAGAACUUACCUAAGUUGGGAAGUACGAUUCGACAUCAUAUUGGAUACAUCAAGAGGUUUGGCUUACCUCCAUGAGCAUUCUCAUGUACGCAUUGUGCACAGAGACAUCAAAGCUGCUAACAUUCUGUUAGAUGACAAAUUCCAGCCCAAAAUUGCAGAUUUCGGAUUGGCAAGGCUCUUCCCUCAUGACAGAACCCAUCUCACUACAAGGGUUGGGGGAACACUAGGUUAUACGGCUCCAGAAUAUGUAGUCUAUGGUCAAUUAACAGAAAAACCCGAUGUGUACAGCUAUGGAGUGGUUGUUCUGGAGAUCAUUAGCGGUAGAAAGUCUAUCCAGACAAGACUUCCAUCUGAUAUGCAGCUUCUACUGCCCUGGACGUGGAGACUAUAUCAAAGAAAUGAAGGGUUGGGUAUUGUGGAUCCAAGGUUUAAAGGAAGGUUCGAUGCAGAACAGGUGUUGAAAGUUAUAAAUAUUGCUCUUGCGUGCACACAUGACUCUCCAUCAAAGAGACCGUCCAUGUAA
Messenger RNA from Cryptomeria japonica (Japanese cedar), 1488 nucleotides. Its product is annotated as cold-responsive protein kinase 1-like. NCBI's taxonomy places the organism in Eukaryota, Viridiplantae, Streptophyta, Pinopsida, Cupressales, Cupressaceae. The transcript is spliced from 7 exons. Gene Ontology annotation, molecular function: protein kinase activity; ATP binding. The record is from RefSeq and is a predicted model, not a curated record. The coding region runs from base 1 to 1488 and encodes 495 amino acids. Gene Ontology annotation, biological process: protein phosphorylation.